Scatophagus argus is the source of this 2788-nucleotide messenger RNA. RefSeq names its product platelet derived growth factor c (gene pdgfc). Gene Ontology annotation, molecular function: platelet-derived growth factor receptor binding; growth factor activity. Lineage: Eukaryota; Metazoa; Chordata; Actinopteri; Scatophagidae. Gene Ontology annotation, cellular component: membrane. The record is from RefSeq and is a predicted model, not a curated record. Gene Ontology annotation, biological process: positive regulation of cell migration; platelet-derived growth factor receptor signaling pathway; positive regulation of protein autophosphorylation.
AUUUGUGACUAAAAACUGGUGAAACGCUUCAUUGGAUCGGACAGCAACGGAAUAGUUAACAUGCUGGGGAGUUUCCUCGGCUGGGAAGUUGUACUUUAUGUGUAGCACCUGUUGUGCCGUCAGUUGGCAGUCUCCAAAAACCCAACCCUCGGCGCGCAGCGAUAUUUUAUCUCAGUCUCCUCAAAGUUAUGACUCGAGACUUCGCCAGAAAACAGAACUCGUCUCAGUGUUGCGAAUGAUUUCUGGGCACAGACCAUAUCAGGUUGCUGGACUCCCUCACCGCGUGUGAGCUUUUGCUGUAAUGCGUAAAGAUCUGCGGGGAUUUAUUCAGUGGGAGUCAAAAACGCACCGUGGACGCGCGCACCAGCCAAAAUGCAUCUGUGCCUCUCUAAUGACCUCGUAGUGUAGCUGACAUGCCUGCAAAACGAUGCUUUUACAACUAAAUCCAGGAUUAUAAUUACUUAAAGCCAAACUUUGUCCAACUUUCCACGGAACCAACAGGUGCGUCUUUGCAUUGCGCAGAAGCGGCUGAUCUGGAAGCUCUGGAGGAGGAUUUGUGUUGAUUUAGGGUGAAAUAAAUUUCGUUUACGCCAGACGGACUGAUGAUUAAGAUUAUGUGGAUUCUACUCUACGUUUAUCCUCUCCAAAUGUGUCCGAAACAGCACCGCUGUCCUGUAAACGGCGCAUGUGUGUGGUGAUACAAACCAUCCCGUCUACAGCGCUUUGUGAUCGCCAACCACCACUCAUCCAAAUGAUCCUUCCAUUAUUAUUCCUUCUUGCAUCGCUUCUCCAACAAUAUGGCUCGGAAGCUGAAUCAAGUCUUGUCGGCAAAUUUCACCCUCCAGGUGUAAAGGAACAAAACGGUGUUCAAGAUUCCCAUCAGGAGAAGGUCAUAACAGUGUCUGGAGAGGGAAUGGUUCAGAGCCCAGACUUCCCACACUCUUAUCCCAGGAGUACCGUUUUGGUCUGGAGACUAGUGGCGACCGGUAACAUGAAGAUCCAGCUCACCUUUGAUGAAAGGUUUGGUCUGGAAGACCCUGAAGACGGCAUAUGCAAGUAUGACUUUGUGGAGAUAGAGGAUCUGACUGAAAAGACCAUCCUGGGUCGCUGGUGUGGGUCGCAGUCGGCACCAGCUAGUCACACCUCCAAAGGCAGUCAGAUCAGGAUCCGUUUCAUCUCUGAUGAGUAUUUUCCCUCUGAGCCGGGAUUCUGCAUCCGCUACUCCCUUCUGCCUGUGAGUGUGUCAGAGCCAGAAGUCCCUGUGAUUCUCCCCCCAACCCUGCAGGGUAUUGAGGAGUUGUCAGAGGCUGUGGCAGGGCUCAGCACCGUAGAGGAAGUCAUGAAGUACCUGGAGCCGGAGCGAUGGCAAGUGGAUAUGGAAGAGUUGUACAAACCUACAUGGCAUGUGCUUGGGAAAUCAUUCAUCCUCAAUAAAAAAGCCAGAGGAGGAGCUGAUCUCAAUCUGUUGAGGGAGGAAGUUCGACUUUACAGUUGCACUCCACGCAACUUUUCCGUAUCCUUGCGUGAGGAGCUGAAGAGGACGGAUGCCAUUUUCUGGCCAAGCUGCCUCCUGGUGAAGCGCUGUGGUGGAAACUGCACCUGCUGCUCUCACCGCUGCUAUGACUGCCAGUGUGUUCCUGUCAGGGUCGUAAAGAAAUACCAUGAGGUUCUACUGCUGAAACACCGAAGCGGUGGCAGAGGUCUACAGAAAUCCAUGACUGAUGUGCCCUUGGAGCACCAUGAGGAGUGUGCUUGUGUGUGUAAAGAUGAACGGGACUGACCUUCAACAUGUGUAAUAGCUGCCACUGCAAUGACACAGGAUGUUAGAAAUGAACCUCUGCCGCUGUUGCAAUGUUCUGUAUCUCGUCCACUUGCAAUGGAAGCUAACAAGAUUCUCCCUUUAUCCUGUUGUCCUUUCGCUAAUUGGAUUAAGCAGAACAGACUGGAAUCGAAUAAAUCUUCUGAAUGGAUUUGACUGCUGUGGAAUACCAAUAGUGUGCUCUGAGUGCAUUUUUAAGAAACAGAGAGACACUGAGGCAGAUCUGGACUGUUAGCUAUGUGCUCUGAAGACUAUAUUAUUGUGCUUCUCAGAGAUAAGAGCAUUGAGGCAGUUUUCCUCUUCUUCUUGAGGUCUGUUGUAAAGUUCAGCCAGCAUGGGCUGAUACUGUCAUGGAAAAUGGGAGACUCUUUGUUCAAGUACGUUCUUAUGUCUAGAAGUGAGCUGGCUCUGGCCUCCCUAUUUCUACCAUUAAGGCAGAGAAAGAUGCAUCAUGAACAGUUUUCCUUUCCUCCCCUUUUCUUUUACCACCAGAUUUAAUCCGUGGAGUACAGCAGCUGCAGUAUCACUGUCAUGCCUUGCUAAUAAGACUGUAUUAUGUGUAAAUAUGUCAUUUUUUUCUGUACUAUCAGGCCUUUCCUACCAAAAAUUCUCAAGGACACGAUAAAAGUUGCACAUGUAGAUUGAGUUGUUCAUUACAGCGCUUUGUUUUACUCAUCUCAGCAAUGUCAGAUCUGCUUGCUUCAUUUCUUCCUACAUUUGAGACUGUUCAUAUUAAAUAUUAAUUUGUUUAAUGAAAGCAAAACUGAGGUCCAAAAUGUUUUAUUGGCUACACGUGUCGUUGUACAGUAGCAUUAGCCAGUAAUUUUCAUUGUUAGUAAUUUUACAUUGAUAUUGUGUCAUGAAUAUUUUUCAUUUUCUGUAAGCCAAAGUUAUUUAUCUCUUCUUUUGGAACAAUUGUUUGUGUAUUUUUUUGUAGUGAACAUCAAAAAUAAAUUCUUCCAUUUCUAA